CCCGGGCUCUAUCUCGCGCGGCGGAGGAGGAGGAGGAGCCGCGGCUCCAGGAGCGACGCAUUCUGCUGCUGGGGGCGGCGCUUCUCUCCGCGUGACGUAACGCGAAGGCGCACUCUGAUUGGCCGGACGCGCGCAGUGGGCGGAUGAUGCACGCGUAGUGGAGGAAAAAAAAAAGAAAACAACAUUAAAAGAGCGCAGAGCCAAAACUCCGACCAACGAGCCGAACUCCGAGCCGGAACCACCGCGACAGACCGACGAGACCGGGCCCGAACCCAACAGGGAGGCGGCUGCGGCCUGUGAACCCGGCUGGAAGGUUCCGAUUGGAAGGUUCCGGCCGCUGCAAAAGCGACGCGUCGUCCCGCGAGGAUGAGCUGACCCGGAGACGGUUCCGCUCCGACGGCAACACCGACGCGGACCGAGGCUCCUUCGGAUUAACCAGAGCGCGGUUCCACACGGUUGGUUCCACCUUGGGCCUCGGUUGUUGAGCGGACAUUUCGGCGGAGGAGUCGCGGCUCCGGUGCCGAUGCCCUCGGCGGACUGGCUCCAUCAUGGCCGGAUCAUGAGGUGCCUGACGUUCCUGCUGCUGCUGCCUGAAGCCCUGAAGAAGCCCAGCAAGCUGCCGCCGCCGUGUUCCGAGCUCCAGUCCCUGAAGCAGAGCCAGACGAUGGCCGCGGAGCUCUACACCGCCAACGACGCCGGCGGCAUCACCGCGGUGCCGGACACCGAGCGGAGCAAGGAGCUGCAGGUGGACCGGGCCGAACCGGAGGAGGAGGAGGCGGCGGCGGCGGCCGGCAGCCCCAGCAGCCAGCGGAGCGUGAGCCAGGCCGAGGCCCGCAGCCACCCGACACUGCGAGAGAGGAACGCCUUGAUGUUUAACAAUGAGCUGAUGGCAGAUGUCCACUUCAUGGUGGGAGCCCCGGGCGAGUCCCAGAAGGUCCCCGCUCACAAGUACGUUCUGGCCGUGGGAAGUUCCGUGUUCGGCGCCAUGUUCUACGGCGACCUGGCCGAGGAGGAGUCCGAGAUCCUGAUUCCUGACGUGGAACCGGCCGCUUUUCUGACCCUGCUCAGGUACCUGUACAGCGACGAGAUCCAGCUGGAGGCCGACACGGUGCUGGCCACGCUCUACGCCGCCAAGAAGUACAUGGUGGCAGCGCUGGCCCGGGCCUGCGUCACCUUCCUGGAGAGCAGCCUGGAGGCGCGCAACGCCUGCGUGCUGCUGUCGCAGAGCCGCCUGUUCGAGGAGCCCCAGCUGAGCCAGCGCUGCUGGGAGGUCAUCGACGCGCAGGCCGAGCUGGCGCUGCGCUCCGAGGGCUUCUGCCAGAUCGACCCGCCCACGCUUGAGAUCAUCCUGCGGCGGGAGACGCUGCACGCCAAGGAGCUGCUGGUGUUCCAGGCCGCGGUCGGCUGGGCCGCCGCCGAGUGCAGGCGGCGGGGACUGGCGCCCACCGCCUCCAACAAGAGGGAGGUGCUUGGCAAGGCGUUGUUUCUGGUCCGCGUCCCGACCAUGAGCCUGCAGGAGUUCGCCGACGGCCCGGCUCAGUCCGACAUCCUGACCCUGGAGGAGACGCGCAACCUCUUCCUGUGGUACACGGCGGCCAACAAGCCGCGGCUGGACUUCCCGCUGGUGGCGCGGCAGGGACUGGCGCCGCAGCGCUGCCACCGCUUCCAGUCCUCGGCGUACCGCAGCAACCAGUGGCGCUACCGAGGCCGCUGCGACAGCAUCCAGUUCGCCGUGGACAGACGCGUCUUCAUCGCCGGCCUGGGCCUCUACGGCUCCAGCGGCGGCAGAGCCGAAUAUGGCGUGCGGAUCGAGCUGAAGCGGCAGGGCCUGCUGCUGGCUCAGCACCUCACCAAGUUCCUGUCGGACGGCUCCAGCGGGACCUUCCCCGUCUGGUUCGAGCACCCGGUGCAGGUGGAGCAGGACGCCUUCUACACGGUCAGCGCCGUGCUGGACGGCAGCGAGCUCAGCUACUUCGGCCAGGAGGGCAUGACGGAGGUCCAGUGCGGGAAGGUCACCUUCCAGUUCCAGUGCUCCUCGGACAGCACCAACGGCACCGGCGUCCAGGGCGGCCAGAUCCCCGAGCUGGUCUUCUACGCCUGAAGCGUGGCCUCGCAGCCUGGCUCUCACGUGUAGGUGCUGCGUUCACUCAAGCUUAUUCAAGUGGGCGCAGCUACGGCAACGCGGCGGGAACAUUUCCAGCUGGAAACCCGCUUGCACUUUGGGAUGUUUUCAGAGAGCUGCUCGCCCGAGGAGGCCCCCUGGUGGCCGCGGCCAGUUUCAUUUAAAAAGUUUCUGAUGAGAAGUUUGAUAUUUAUUUUUGUUAUAUCUUCUGUUUGCCUGAGCGGCUGCGAUAAUAAAGCGUUACUUUAGCAUCUGGACGAGCGACCCGACCCCUCGCGAGAGCCCCGGCUGAACCCGACCCGGGCGAGAGGAGACGUACCGAUGGCCGGAGCGUUGAUGCACAGCUCCCGAGACAGAGCCAGGAAGGUCCUGCCCAGCACGUAGACGUUCACCUGUCGGACGAGAGCAAGGGUCAGGGGUCAAAGGUGGUCCUCAGAUCGACGUGAACGUGGUUCCUGUGUGUGUGUGUGUGUGUGAGGGGGGGGCGAGAGGAGACGAGCGCCUACCUGCACCACGUCGCUGAGGUCCAGCAGCAUGUCUGCACAGGGGUCAAGGGUCAAGGCGAGGUCAGGCAGAGGGACGGGGCAGGGCUUCAGGAAGGAUACGCGGCGUGCCCUCGGUGCGACACACCAGGUAGAGGCAGGCGGCCACCACGUGCUGCGCCUUGCGUCCGCGCGUCAGGUGCUUGGACAGCGCCAUCUUGUAGAAGUUGAAGGCCGUGUCGAUGCAGUGCUGGUUCAUCUGCAGCUGGUGACCCAGAGUGCUGAUGUGCUGUUUGGCUAAACACGCGGGGAACAACACACGCUCGUCACGCUCGGCUGGCGGCGCCCCCUGCUGGUCACUGACCUCUCUGCAGCGUCUGGGAUCGACUGGAGGAACCGACGCCUGUGUGGUAACCGUCGCCGAAAGUGGGGUUUUUAGCUCCUACGGGGACACAGAGGAGUUGAAAUGUGGCCCGGGUGGGUGACAAGCUUCUGAUGAAGGUUUCCUCUGGCCAGCAGGAAGCGAGCCCACUUAGUCAUGGCCACGCCACUGAAGCGCGCCCUCUGCCGGACGUACAUGCGCAGUACAACAACAACAGUCAGAAGGCGCAGCCGUCACAAGAGCUGCCGUGAUGGAAGGCUUCUGCGCGUCACGUGACCAAACGCUCCGGUUUAAAAGGAGGGUUGGGAUGGAUUUGGACGGUUUUGUUCAGCAACAAACCCUCGGUUCUACGGGGGAUGUCUGAAGACUAGACUGGGCCACUGUUCACCGGCCUCUUCAGAGCCAUACUGGGAGCAAGCGCUCCAUCCAUCGAGCCUCACUCUCACGGAUCAGGAGAACCUCCUCACAAACCGAGUGACUUGGAGCCCGUUUGGUUCUCUGAGGGGCCUCCAGCAGCGCCAGGUCCUACAAGUGGUGCUGGCUCUCACCCUCCGAGGAGACGAACUGUCCGACCGCCAGGGACCCGCCGCCGCCCGUCUCCACGAACUCCACCUCCGACACGAUGAUGUUGUCCUCCAGCACCGAGCCGCAGCCCAUGCAGACGGCAUCGCCGCGAGCUUGAUCCACGUCGAUGUCGCAGCUGCCGCAGUUCUUGCACGCCCUCAUGGUGGCGCUGUCGCCGCUGGUGCACCUGGACGGGAGGAGGCAGGAAGUGAGCAGGGAGGAUGGAUCUUCUGCUGUUUAGAUGAACAGUCGCAGGUUCAUCAAGAACCGGAUCCGGCAAGAGUCGGUGGGUUCCACUCAGUUCUAGUCUAGUAACAGUGACAGUGUUGUGCGUCAGCACUUGACUUCCAUGUGUUUAUGCUCACUUCAAGGAGAAUGCAGCUGGAAUCAUCAGGUGCGCUGCUCCUUGUCAAAAAUCAAGAGGAUGUGAAAAGGUCGUGGCAUCAGACGUCACGGUCCAGAUGGAGGAACUCGCACUCGUGGAGCCGUCACCACGCAAGAUGGACGUGAGACAGACUGCUGAGUUGUCCGCGAGCUGACGUCACAUUGGUGACCCUUGACCCGCAGUGGCAUGUCAGAUCACAACUUGAAAGUUUAAAGGCGCAGCUGGGGUCCACCCGGAUCCCCGCCCCGCGAGCUACGUGGCAGCGCUCGGUCCGGACGACAGGCUCGGCUCGGCGAAACAGACUGGCUGCUCCGUACUGGACCGAGGGAGCGACCGCCCGGCGCCCACGCGGAUCCGCCUGCUUCUGAUGGCCUUCACGGGCGACGGUACCGGUGCGGUCCACGGUGUCGCACCCACCUCUCAGCCGGUGAAGUCGCACGGUCCAGCCCCCGGGUCCUGGUGGACUCAGGUCCUGUUCAGCUCCGGUUCCUCAGACUCCCUUCUCACGGUGCUGUCGGUUUCGAUGCAACGAGCGCUGCAACACCGGUGCAAUAGAACACACAAACACCAACAUGUGCGUCUCAUACCGGGAGAUCCGGGCCGUACCAACCGCCCUGUGUGGGAAGGGGGGGGGGGCAGGACUUGGUAUGGUCUAGGUUGAACGCUGACGGGGCAAUGAUGACGUCAGCGUCAGGACCCCAGCACGCAGACGUCGCCAGGGGCUUCGAAAUGUUAGCCAAAUCAGGGGGAAAUAUAAAGCGCAAUGAAGCAACGUGACGUCAUCUUGGAACCCCCCUUCUCUGAAGACGCUGCGGUCACGUGUAGCUGACGUCACGGCUGUUGAUGUGGAGGACAUGCUGCACCUGAAUGAUGAUCAGGCAGCAGAGGAGAGCUUUAUUACCGUGGUCAGUGGGGAGGCCACCAGCCAGGAAAGUGCUUCAGAAUAAAGUGGUGACAACAAAGGCUGAUCACGAAUUCAACAGUCUUGUUGCAGUUGGUGUACAGAGAGAAGAGCCAUGGAGAGAGAACACAGCCCUGAGGAGACCCGAUGUGCAGGGUCCGAGUGUCGGAGACCCAGCCGCACACGCUGACUCCGGCUGGUCAGGAAGUCUGUCAUCCAUCUGCAGAGGGAGUCAGGCACCUCCAGCUGGCCAGGCUUGUCUUCAGGCAGAGCUGGGAGAAUCCUGUUAAAGGCAGAGCUACAAACAGGAUCCUGGUUCACUGCAUCGUCCGCAGAUCUGUUGGCUCUGUAGGCAAACAGCAAUGAGUCCAGGUGAGAAGCAGUGAUAGAGUUCAGGUGAGAGAGAACCAGGCGCUCAAAGGACUGAAUGACGACAGACGUAGUCCUGUGAUCCUGGCUCUGCUGGGAACAGAGAUGAUAGUGGAGGACUUGAAGCAGGCAGGAACAUGACAGGACACCAAGGAAGCACUGAAGAUGUCCGUGAACACUGGAGCCAGCACAGCAGCACAAUGCUUCAGGAUGGCAGCCUUCCCAAGGUUCCGCUGAGGAGACGAGAGGCGCAUCUGUCCCACAGCCUCGUCUCCAGAAGCUGCACUCUCCGCCAUUUCAAACACAGUCACACACGUGUCUGCGCAGACCUGGUGCCCCCUGCUGCCACGAGGUCCAGGAACACGCACACAAAGCUGCUGUUGAACAUGGGAAUGCGUCUUUAAUCAAAUCAGAUCUUCUCACAGUUGAAUAAAAAGCCAAACAUGUUCUGGAAGCGUCUACAAAACUUUACAAGAUUAUUUACACCCUACAGAACAACAUUUCAAAAUAAAAGCCUUCGACAGUAGAAACCCAGUGGAGACCUCCACGAACAGAUCUUUGGCUUGAGUCCAGACA
Molecule: messenger RNA, 5781 nt
Organism: Synchiropus splendidus (mandarinfish)
Lineage: Eukaryota; Metazoa; Chordata; Actinopteri; Syngnathiformes; Callionymidae
Product: BTB/POZ domain-containing protein 6-B-like
Exons: 4
Coding region: 524-2101 (525 amino acids)
Biological process (GO): neurogenesis
Cellular component (GO): cytosol
Molecular function (GO): protein binding
Source: RefSeq, a predicted model, not a curated record